Dermacentor albipictus is the source of this 3443-nucleotide messenger RNA. RefSeq names its product streptococcal hemagglutinin-like. Gene Ontology annotation, molecular function: chitin binding. The record is from RefSeq and is a predicted model, not a curated record. Gene Ontology annotation, cellular component: extracellular region. NCBI's taxonomy places the organism in Eukaryota, Metazoa, Arthropoda, Arachnida, Ixodida, Ixodidae.
AUGUGUCUCUGGAGCAAGAACACCACAGAAAAUCAGGGAACCACUGCGGAUCAUGCAGUUAAGGAAGGCUCGUACACAGUGAAAUCAGAAACAUCAUCUGUUCCAAGUCUCUGGAGCAAGAACGCCAUAGAAAACGUGGGAACCACAGCGGAUCAUACAGGUACGGAGGGCUCGCACACAUCGAUAUCGGAAACAUCAACUGUUCGAAGUCUCUGGAGCAAGAACGCCACACAAAAUGUGGGAACCACUGCGGAUCAUAGAGUUACGGAAGGCUCGUACACAUCGAUAUCAGAAACAUCAUCUGUUCCAAGUAUCAGGAGCAAAAACGCCACAGAAAAUGUGCGAACCACUGCGGAUCAUGCAGUUACGGAAGGCUCGUACACAUCGAUACCGGAAAAAUCAUCUGUUCCAAGUCUCUGGAGCAAGAACACCACAGAAAAUGUGGGAACCACUGCGGAUCAUGCAGUUACGGAAGGCUCGUACACAUCGACAUCAGGAACAUCAUCUAUCUCAAGUUUCUUGAACGAUAACCCGACGAAAAAUGUUGGAAGCACUGCGGAUCAUGCAAUUACGGAAGGCUCGUACACAUCGAUAUCAGAAACAUCAUCUGUUCCAAGUCACUGGAGCGAGAAUGCCAGAGAACAUACGGGAAUCACUGUUGAUCAUACAGUUACAGAAGGCUCGUACACACCGAUAUCAGAAACGUCAUCUGUUCCAAGUCUCUGGAGGAAGAACGCCACAGAAAAUGCGGAAACCACUGCGGAUCAUGCAGUUACGGAAGGCUCAUACACAUCGAUAUCGGAAACAUCAUCUGUUCCAAGUCUCUGGAGCAAGAACACCACAGAAAAUGUGGGAACCACUGCGGAUCAUGUAGUUACGAAAGGCUCGUACACAUCGACAUCAGGAACAUCAUCUGUCCCAAGUUUCUUGAACGAUGACCCGAGGAAAAAUGUGGGAACCACUGCUGAUGAUACAGUUACCGAAGGCUCGUACACAUCGAUAUCAGAAACAUCAUCUGUUCCAAGUCACUGGAGCCAGAACGCCAGAGAACAUACGGGAAUCACUGUUGAUCAUACAGUUACAGAAGGCUCGUACACACCGAUAUCAGAAACGUCAUCAGUUCCAAGUCUCUGGAGGAAGAACGCCACAGAAAAUGUGGGAACCACUGCGGAUCAUACUGUUACGGAAAGCUCGUACACAGUGAAAUCAGAAACAUCAUCUGUUCCAAGUCUCUGGAGCAAGAACGCCGCAGAAAACGUGGGAACCACUGCGGAUCAUACAGUUACAGAGGGCUCGCACACAUUGAUAUCCGAAGCAUCAUCUGUUCCAAGUCUCUGGAGCAAGUACGCUACAGAAAAUGUGGGGACCACUGCGCAUCAUGCAGUUACAGAAGGCUCGUACACAUCGAUAUCAGAAACAUCAUCUGUGCCUAGUCUCUGGAGGAAGAACGCCACAGAAAAUGUGGGAACCAGUGCGGAUCAUGCAGUUACGGAAGGCUCUUACACUUCAAUAUCAGGAACAUCAUCGGUCCGAAGUUUCGUGAGCGAGAACGCCACAGAAAAUGUGGGAACCACUGCGGAUCGUGCAGUUACGGAAGGCUCAUACACAGCGAUAUCAGAAAUAUCAUCUGUUUCAAGUCUAUGGAGCAAGAACCCCAGAGAAAAUGUGGGAACCACUGCGGAUCAUACAGUUACGGAAGGCUCGUACACGUCGAUAUCAGAAACAUCAUCUGUUCCAAGUCCCUGGAGCAAGAACGCUACAGAAAAUGUGGGAACCACUGCGGAUCAUGCAGUUACAGAAGGCUUGUACACACCGAUAUCAGAAACAUCAUCUGUCCCAAGUCUCUGGAGCGAGAAUGCCACAGAAAGUGUGGUAACCACUGUUGAUAAUACAUUUACAGAAGGCUCGUACACAUCGAUAUCAAAAACAUCAUCUGUCCCAAGUCUCCGGAACGAGAACGCCACAGAAAAUGUGGCAACCACUGUUGAUAAUACAGUUACAGAAGGCUCGUACGCACCGAUAUCAGAAACAUCAUCUGUUCCCAGCCUCUGGAGCGCGUACGCUACUGCAGAACUGGGAACCACUGCUGAUCAUAGAGUUACAGAAGGGUCGGACACAUCAAUACCAGGAACAUCACCCGCCCCAAGUCUCUUGAGGGAAAACGCCGCUGUAGAUUUGGGAACCAGUGCUAGUCAAACAGGUACUGAAGACUCCUACACAUCAAUGUCAGAAACAUUUUCUGUCCCAAGUUUCUGGAGGGAGAAUGCCACUGAAAAUUUUGGAAUCACUUCUGAUCAAGCAGUUAGAGAAGGUUCGUUCACAUCUUUAUCAGGAACACCGUCCACCCAAAAUUUCUGGAUGGAGAACACCACUGAACAGUUGGGAAGCACUGCUUAUCAAAGAGUUACAGAGGGCUCGUACACAUCAAUAUCAGAGUCAUCGUCUCUUGGAAUGCCCUGGACGCUGAACACAGCUGAAAAAAUCGGCGCAGCGGUUGAUCCCACAUUUACGGAGAACCCGUAUUUACCGAAAACGCAUGCAUCCCAUGGCUCAAAUUCUUCGAUGGAGAACAGAAGUGAAGAAACGGCAGCCACUGUUCAUCAAACAAAUUCAAAAAGGUCAUACUCACCAAUAACAGAAACAUCGUUUGUCGCUAAUUCCUGGACGGAGAACACGACUGAUGGAAUUGGAAUGACUGUUGAUCGAAUAUCUAGUGGAGGCGUGUACCCAUCGGUUUCAGAAACAUCGUCCGUUCCGAUCUCCUUGUGGGAAUAUCGAAAUAGAGAAAUUGGAGCGACUUCUAUUGCAGGGUUAGCAAGUACGCCUCCUACUUCCCAGAGACACACGACUUUGUAUACUGCUCCUACAACACAGAAUGGACUGGUUGCGACUGUUGGAUCGCAGACGGAAUCGCCAAACGCUCUUCCAGUUUCCGUUUCAGAUGUGGGGUUGGUGACCCCUCAUGUCUUGAUCACACCUGAAAAGCAAUGUGAAAACAAUUCAGCGCGCACACUGCCACAUGAGUCGGAUGGGGAAUUUUAUUACCGAUGCUACCAUGGAAUGGCUCUUCUUCGUAAAUGCACAAGAGGUCUGCUAUUUAAUUCUACCACUGGAAAAUGCAGCAAGCCUUCUUCAAACGGCUAUGAUAGUGCAUCAGCGAAAGCAUCCCCGAUGAGCCUACAUGUCCUCAAGCUCCUCGACAAAGUGGCGUCCGGUGAAAUGCGACUGGGUGACCAGGAUAGAGUGGGCGUGGAUGUGAACUUGAAGUUUAAUGUCGGUGGGAAGAAGUGACUGGCUUCUAGUUUGCUAAAAUAAAGUCAAUUUAGGCAUCGUUAAGGGUGCCAUAAAUUCACUGUAAUGCUCGUUUUUAGCUGUUUUUUGAACUAAAAUAAGUAACGCGACUUGCACCCGCUUGGUAGAAUUUAUAUGGAAUAAAUAGUUUC